AUGGCUCAGUUCUAUGGGCAAAUGACGGAGAAGAGCUCGCAGCAAGUCGACAUCAAGGACAUGGAGGCCGCGGUGUUCAAGGCCCUGCUCGGUUUCGUCUACAGCGACAUGGUGCCGGAGUUUGAAGAGCAGCACAAGGAUGCUGUGUCGAUGAUGGCGAUGGCGCAACAUUUGCUGGCUGCUGCGGACAGGUAUGACAUAGAAAGGCUCAAGAUUAUCUGUGAGGGAAAGCUCUCGGGGGGCAUUGACGUCGACACCGCGGCGGCUACUCUAGCCCUGGCCGAGCUGCACGGCUGUGAGCAGCUCAAGGCCAAGUGCAUCGACUUCAUUGUCCGGAGUCCUGCGGUUCUCGACGCUGUCUUGGCCACGGAGGGGUACAAGAACUUGCAGGCAAGCUGCCCUUCGGUGCUCACUGACAUGCUUGUGCGCGCUACGAAGAAAAACGUCGUCUAA
This is a messenger RNA of Lolium rigidum, 453 nucleotides long. Its product is annotated as BTB/POZ and MATH domain-containing protein 1-like. The transcript has a single exon. Gene Ontology annotation, molecular function: protein binding. Gene Ontology annotation, biological process: protein ubiquitination. NCBI's taxonomy places the organism in Eukaryota, Viridiplantae, Streptophyta, Magnoliopsida, Poales, Poaceae. The record is from RefSeq and is a predicted model, not a curated record. The coding region runs from base 1 to 453 and encodes 150 amino acids.